CUGUGUGAAUGUAGAAGUGAUCUGGGAGGACCAAAGGUUCUUUGAUGGGGGGAAGAGUCCCAGCUGGUUGGGACCUCCACAGAGAACAUCUCCUCACUCAUAUCUACCUGAUCCAGAUGGAAUCUUGAUGGAAGUGAACUAACCCUCUCAGAUAUAUUGACAAUGUUUUUCUAUUUUUCCAGGACACGCCAUGGAGAAACCCUCAAAGGAUCGUCUCACUUUAUCUCCAGGUUGUAAAAUGGAAGAUGAGGACAUCACAGGAGAUUGUGGAGGAGAAAAGACAAUGAGCUCCACUAUGGAUGGAGGACUUCACAGUGUGGAGAGACCAUGGAAUCCCUCCGACUCUGAGCAACCUCGUACUGUGAGGGGUGGGGCCGAGAUUCAGGGGGAGGAGACAUUUUCCUGUCCUGAAUGUGGGGAAAAUUUUAGCUCUGAACUAAGUCUUAUUGUACAUCAGAGAUAUCAUACGGAGGAGAAACUUCAUUCCUGUUCUGAGUGCGGGAAAUAUUUUCUUCAUAAAUCAGAACUGGUCAGACAUCGGAGAUCACACACAGGGGAGAAACCGUAUCCCUGUAAUGAGUGCGGGAAAUGCUUCCCACAAAAAUCAGAACUCGUUAUACAUCAAAGGUGUCAUACAGGGGAGAAGCCGUAUUCCUGCCCCGAGUGCGAGAAACGUUUUUCAGAUAGAGCCAGUCUUUCCAGACAUCAGAGGUUGCACACGGGUGAGAAGCCGUACUCCUGCCCCGAGUGCGGAAAAUGUUAUACACGGAAAUCAGAACUUGUAAUACAUCAGAGAUCUCAUACAGGGGAGAGGCCGUAUUCCUGCCCUGAGUGCGGGAAAAGUUUUUCGCAGAAGUCUAAUCUUAACACACAUCAGAAGUCUCACACGGGUGAGAAGCCGUAUUCCUGUCUUGAGUGCGGGAAAUGUUUUUCAAGGAAGUCCAAUCUUACUGAACAUCAGAUAUGCCACACGCGGGAAAAGCGGUUUUCCUGUACUGAGUGCGGGAAAUGUUAUCCACGGAAAUCAAAGCUUGUCAAACAUCAAAAAUCUCACAUAAAAGAAGCUGCAUUCCAAUCCUGAGUGCUGGAAAUGUUUUCCACAGAAGUCUUACCAAACAUCAGAGAACCCACACAGCCCUCGAGGUGUAUUAGUGUCCUGUGUGCAGAAAACAUCUUCUAUAUGGAUCAUAUUUUGCUGUACAUCAGAGAUCUCACACUGGGAAGAAGCUCACCUUGAUAUACACCUCAGAAAACACGUGGCUGAGCGUUCCUCUGAUCUCUAUCAUGGAAGAAACACUUUAUAAUGAAAUCAGAGAUCACUAAAGACUUCAAAGUUCUGUCUGGCUUCCUCUGCUAGGAGAGUGAAGGAGGGGGUGUCACUGCCGGUUGGGUCCCUCUGGGAGAGAGAAGGAGGGGGUGUCACUGCUGGUUGGGUCC
Rana temporaria (common frog) is the source of this 1437-nucleotide messenger RNA. Its product is annotated as oocyte zinc finger protein XlCOF6.1-like. The record is from RefSeq and is a predicted model, not a curated record. Bases 191 to 1081 code for a protein of 296 amino acids. The transcript has a single exon. NCBI's taxonomy places the organism in Eukaryota, Metazoa, Chordata, Amphibia, Anura, Ranidae. Gene Ontology annotation, biological process: regulation of cytokine production; negative regulation of transcription by RNA polymerase II; regulation of immune system process.